Messenger RNA from Psylliodes chrysocephalus, 1660 nucleotides. The record is from the annotation of a GenBank genome assembly. Lineage: Eukaryota; Metazoa; Arthropoda; Insecta; Coleoptera; Chrysomelidae.
GUCAGUGGUUGGAUACAUAACAUGAUAGAUAGUUGAUAUCCAAAUACAGUACCUUGAGGUACUCCAUAUUUAUUUUGUUUUUCAUCAGUUAAUUCGUUCUUUAUUUUUACUACUUAUGAGUCCUUUGAUUUAAAUAACUUUCAAAAAAUAAAAACGAGGUUCUCUAAUUAAGAUUAACAACAUUAUUGGAAAAGUCGAUAACGAGUUGUCACGAAAACCGCUAAAAAAUGCAAAAUAUUGACCAAACUUCAUCCGCGAAACGAUCAAUCCAUAGUUAGUAGUCAUAGAGACACUUUUAACUAUUAAAAUAUCGUUCUACAUAAUAUUGUUCCGAGUGAUUCGUCUUUUUCGAGGGCUGUGUGAAAACCUGAGAAAAAGCGGCACCGAAUAUGUCCAAACAAUCUCCGUCGAGUCAGUUGCCAGAUAAAGAGAAGAAAUUGAGCAUGCGCGGCGGAAUUUAUCUUCUGAAGGGUGUUACACUGUUUCUAGCGGCGUCAGGGAAAAAUCCCAGAGCCGCCGCCGAUCAGCCUAGUGCCAGUUCCGGCAAAACCAAGGGGCGCAAAAGGAUGAACGACAAGGAUGCCUGCAAGUGUUCGCCGAAGAUUAUGGAGGCGGCUAGGAGGGACACUCUGUUUAGCAGGAAAGAAAUUGAAGCUCUCUACAGAAUUUACAAGAAACUAAUAACGUUUAAUAAAACGACACCUCAAGGAGAUGUGAAUCCAACUACAACGUCUGCCACUGUAAUUGGUAAACCACCGACAGUAUCUGAGGGCAUCGAUAGAACAGUCUUUAGAGAAGUAUUGCAUAACACAUUCGAUAUUAUGACAGAAACCAUUGUCAUGGAUAGAAUAUUUUGCGUUUGGGACAAACACAACUGUGGCUUGAUAACAAUUGAAAAUUGGUUAAAGGGUUUAUCUCUAUUUUUGAAGGGCAACAUACAAGAUCAAAUUUUGUACUGUUUCGCUGUCUACGAUUUAAAUGCUGAUGGAUUUCUAACGAAAGAUGAGAUGUUCCAACUGUUGAGAAACUGUCUUAUAAAACAUCCUCAAGAAGAAGACCCUGAUGAGAGCGUUAAGGAUCUAGUAGACAUAGUAAUUCGAAAAAUUGACAAAGAUAAAGAUGGAAAAGUUUCUUUGGAAGAUUAUCAAAAGACUGUCGAAGAAGAACCUCUGUUGUUAGAAGCAUUCGGAAAAUGCCUGCCAUCAGAAGAAUCUAAAAUGACUUUCUUGACUACACUUAAAGCUUAAAAAUAUGUAUUAUAGGUUCUGUUUCGUUAUGUAAAAAUAUGUAACCUACUCAUGGAAAUGUAGACACUUCCAUAAGUAGAAAUGUUCUUUACCCAAGGUGGUGACUGUGAUGACAGCCCACGAAACCAGCUGACGAUAUUUGCACGUCAUUAUUUGGUCAUCACUGACGUUAGGAUUACUUCCAAAAUGACGUAAUUAUGACUGCCGUCAUUCUGGGCAUACACAGAACGAUGUCUGUUGCUGACUACACUUUCCUUAUAAUCAAUCAUCAACAUGUAUUCUUGACAGAAUAAGAGAAUACAUAUUGAUGAUUGGUUAAAAAAUGUGUAGCCCAGCGACAGACAUCGUUCUAUGUAUGCCGCGAUAGAUGAAUUACGUAUUUAGAUACGAUCCUAUAUUUGUUUAUUUAUCUG